UAGCUUUUAGUUGCAGUUACGUUGAUGAUACGCACACGGAAAGUUCUCUGAAUUUCUAAAUUAAAAGCACUUGGUAGAAACAGUCGAAGCGCAUAGAAAUGAAUAGUUGAUUACGUAUUUGAUAAGUAUAUUGACAACGUUAUUUUAAAUUAUUAACCAAAAUGUCUGAUUUUCGAGACUGGAUAAAUUCAUUGCCUAUUUUUACGAGAUAUUGGUUACUCUCGACUAUUGGCCUAUCACUUAUUGGAAGGUUUGGAAUUAUUUCUCCGGAAUGGUUGAUUUUACACUAUGACAGUUUAAUUCAUAAAUUUGAAAUUUGGAGAACCAUAACAAGUUUGCUCUGGUACCCGUUGACUCAAGGCACUGGAUUUCAUUUCAUGAUAAACUGCUUUUUUCUUUAUCGGUAUUCACUGAAACUCGAACAAGAGGAAUUUAUUGGACGUCCUGCUGAUUAUUUUUUCAUGCUUAUCUUCAACUGGAUGUGUUGCGUUGUGAUUGGCUUGAUUUUAAAUGUUCCUUUGCUGAUGGAUCCAAUGGUGAUCAGUGUUUUGUAUAUUUGGUGUCAACUUAACCAGGAUGUCAUCGUCAGCUUUUGGUUUGGCACGAAGUUCAAAGCCAUGUACUUACCUUGGGUUUUAUGUGCAUUCAACUUGAUACUGUCCGGAAAUGGCGUAUUGGAGCUCAUAGGAAUUUUAGUAGGAAACCUCUACUUCUUUUUGAAGUUCAAAUACCCCCAAGAGUACGAUGGUCCUGAAUUAUUAAGAACACCGAAAUUUUUAGAAUACUAUUUCCCGGUACAGAGGACAAAUAUAGGGGGAUUUUCUCGUGCAAAUGUAGAAAGUCGAACUCAACCACAGUUCGGUUCAAAUAUAUUCGGUGGUCAUAAUUGGGGUCGAGGUCAGGUGUUGGGUCAGUAAUUAAAAAUUGUGAAUAAUUAGUUGUAAUCAAAGAAAAUUUUCUAUGUUUAUAUGAUAUUUUACGUAUCAAAUUUAAUUCCAUAUGAUAGAGUUUCGAAGCAGUAUUUUGUAACUUCUAUCGUUCAAAACAGGAUUUUUUCAUGUUUUGCUGUAUCGCUGUCUAUAAAUAAAUUAUUAUUCAUUAUUGUUAAAUAUCAAAAAAUAAUAAAAUAGAAUACAACUAAAUGGAGAAAUGGAAAAUUACUAAAUCGAACGAUCGGUUGUGUAUUUUUGAAUACUUUUCAGAUUCGAAAUUUGUUAUCUUUUUUUAGCCUGGAUCAGAUUUUAAUCCAUUUUUUUAUAAGAACGAUUACUGCUAUGAAUGUUUUUACUGUCCAGGUUUCAUUUUGUUAACUCUGAUUAAAAACUCCGAUUGAAUCCGAUUGGAAAAUUCUAAUCGGAAAGUUCCAAACAAAUCCGAUUGAAAGUUAAUCAGAAAUCGGAAAGUUCAUCGGCAAAAAAAUUAUUAUGUUCUGGUUGAUUCUAAUUAAAAAAUUUCUAUUGGAUUUAAUCGGAUUCAAUUGAAAAAUAAUCGAAAAAAAAUUUAUUAUUUUCUGAUUAAAUCUGAUUGAAAUUUAAUUGGAUAUUUGGAACACUCCCGAGCAAUUCUGAUUGAAUUUUUGUUUCCGAUUGAGUUUCAAUCGGAUUUAAUCGGAGUUUUUAAUCAGGGAAGAUAUCUACAGACCCCUGGUGUGUCUAGUCAUCGAUUAUUAUGACUUAUUUAAUUUCGCGAUCUUAAAUGUUAUCCGCUCAUCGCGAAUUUCAUAUGCAAAUGAUUUACUGAGUAUAAGUUACUGGAUAUUACGUAUAUAUUAACAAUAUAGUUAAGUUUACGUAACAUUAUUUUCAGUUAUAAGUAACAUUUAUUUAAUAUAUAUUUCUUUAUUCAUUUGGCAAUAGAAUAUGCAUUUGUUCAUAUGUAUUCAUAUAUUUCUUGUUAAAUUAGAACAAGGACAUGUUCAUAAUUUUAACUUAAGAUUUGGGUAUCGGGUGACAAGAAACGUUCCAAGACCACACGAUCUGUAAUUAUAUUUCUCUGAAUUUAAUAUAAUUCAUUUAUCUGUUAAUUUUCAUUUGUUUUUUUGAAUGUAAAUAAAUUGAUAAGAAUGGAC
Molecule: messenger RNA, 2068 nt
Organism: Microplitis mediator
Lineage: Eukaryota; Metazoa; Arthropoda; Insecta; Hymenoptera; Braconidae
Gene: Der-1
Product: derlin-1
Exons: 2
Coding region: 162-917 (251 amino acids)
Biological process (GO): endoplasmic reticulum unfolded protein response
Cellular component (GO): endoplasmic reticulum membrane; Hrd1p ubiquitin ligase ERAD-L complex
Molecular function (GO): misfolded protein binding; ubiquitin-specific protease binding
Source: RefSeq, a predicted model, not a curated record